This is a messenger RNA of Solanum stenotomum, 573 nucleotides long. RefSeq lists its product as uncharacterized. Bases 1 to 573 code for a protein of 190 amino acids. Lineage: Eukaryota; Viridiplantae; Streptophyta; Magnoliopsida; Solanales; Solanaceae. Gene Ontology annotation, molecular function: nucleic acid binding. The record is from RefSeq and is a predicted model, not a curated record. The transcript is spliced from 3 exons.
AUGGGUAGUGUAGCACAUGCUGAGGAAGAGAAGAAAGAAUUAGCCAAAGAUGUUCAAUUUCUUGGUCACUUAGGAGUUUUCCUUGUGGACAUGUCAAAUGGUGGUGUGGUAGUUCAGAAUAGGUCAGAAUCUUCAUUGGUGGACAUUCAAGUAGAGCAUACCAUUCAAAUAUUAGAAGACAUGUUCAGAGCUUGCGUGAUUGAUUUCAUGGGUAAUUGGGAUGAUCACCUACCUCUCAUAGAGUUCCCUAACAAUAACAACUUCCGUUCCAGUAUUCAUAUGGCCCCUUAUGAGGCACUUUAUGGGCGUAGAUGCAGAUCUUUGGUUGGUUGGUUUGAAGUAGGUGAAAAAGCCUUGGUUGGGUUAGAUUUGGUUCAUGAGGUUAAGGAGAAAGUUCAACUCAUAAGAGAUAGACUGAAGACAACUUAUAGUCGUCCAAAGUCCUAUGCAGAUGUGAGGAGGAGGGACUUAAUGUUUGAAAUAGAUGAUUGGGUUUUCCUGGUGGUAUCACCAAUGAAGGAGGUAAUGAUAUUUGGCAAGAGGGGGAAGGUUCAUGGAACUCAGUUCAGUUAG